Molecule: messenger RNA, 359 nt
Organism: Trypanosoma conorhini
Lineage: Eukaryota; Euglenozoa; Kinetoplastea; Trypanosomatida; Trypanosomatidae
Product: protein phosphatase 2C
Exons: 1
Biological process (GO): protein dephosphorylation
Molecular function (GO): protein serine/threonine phosphatase activity
Source: RefSeq, a predicted model, not a curated record
GUGCGAUAGGCGAUGCCGGAUUCAAGUUGGAUGAAUACACCGACGGAAAGCCGUCGGGCAUCAUUGCCGAUGCGGAAACUCAAACCACGAAGCUGACCGACCGUGAUGAGUUCCUCGUCAUUGGCUGCGAUGGCCUGUGGGAUGUGAUGUCGUAUGAUAGAGUCGUGCGAUUUUGCUCCCAGCUUGCAGCGGAGGGCGUGCCACCACAGGAUAUCACCGAUAGAUUGUGUCAGGAGGCUUUGCAGCAAGGCAGCACUGACAAUGUGACAUGUGUGUACAUCAAUAUAAAGACCAAGCAACCAAACUCUGGUGACUGGCGUCCUCUGAGUGCGGCUUCUACCUCUCAGAAAACUGCGUAG